Messenger RNA from Zonotrichia albicollis (white-throated sparrow), 4086 nucleotides. The record is from RefSeq and is a predicted model, not a curated record. Lineage: Eukaryota; Metazoa; Chordata; Aves; Passeriformes; Passerellidae.
AUGCUUAUAGUCCUGGCUGUUUUCAUGGUGAAAGGAUAUGAACCAAGCUCUCACAAGAUCUCUGGUGAUCCUUUUGUUUUUGCAGAAGAUUCUGGAGACGUUGGGGAGGAGGACAGCUUCUUGGGUCAGACAUCAGCCAGCCCCACCCCACCACAGACCUUCAGCUACUUCUCUCAAGUUCCCAGCAGCAGCGGUGACCCCUUUGGGAGCAUUGGGCAGCCACCCUUGACAACUGUUUCAACCCCUGUGGGAGCACCAGCCUUCUCCAGACCUCCCCCUUCACUUCCACUCGUGUCUGGCUCCCAGGAUGGGCAAAAUGCCUUUUCACCACAUAUUCCCAAAUCCCAGGCUUACAGUGCCCCAGCCACGUCCCAGGUGGGCGUGUCCCCGUACCAGCCCCCUCAGCAGAGCUGUCCCCCUCCUGCCAGCACUGCCCUGCCCGUGGGGACCCCCCAGCAGCAGGGCUACAACCCCUACAGGCACACCACCCUGAGCAGCAGGGCCAACCCCUACCUCACCCCUCCCCAGCUGCAGCAGAGCCACCCCCCUGCCACAGCGUCCCCUGUGCCACCCGUGCAGAUGUACCAGACACCCCCGGGGCCGCUGACACAGUUCCCACCAUCCCAGUGCCAGCUGCAGCCUGCCAGGCCUGCAGGGCCCCUGGUGCCAGCCCCUCCUGUGCUGCUGCAGAACCAGUACGAGCCAGUUCAGCCCCACUGGUUCUACUGUAAGGAGGUGGAGGACAAGCAGAUAUGGAUGCCAUUCAGCAUUCUGGAUUCUGCAAAACUGGAGGAGGUCUAUAAUUCUGGUAAGUCCUGCCUUACCCAGAGUGACGUGUUCCUGUACGAGCGCCUGAGGAAAGCCGUGUACUGGGACGAGGAGCCCUCGGAGGUGCGGCGCUGCCUGUGGUUCUACAAGGGGGACAAGGACAGCCGCUUCAUCCCUUACACUGAGGACUUCAGUGACAAGCUGGAGGCAGAAUAUAAAAGGGCUGUAACUACAAAUCAAUGGCAUCGGCGACUUGAAUUUCCAAAUGGGGAGACAAUUGUUAUGCAUAAUCCCAAGGUCAUAGUUCAGUUCCAGCCUUCUACCUCAUCAGAUGAAUGGGGCACCUCUCAAGAUGGGCAGGCGAGGCCGAGGGUGGUGAAACGUGGAAUUGAUGAUGACCAUGAUGAGAUUCCUGAUGGAGAAAUGUCCCAAAUUGACCAUCUGGUAUUUAUGGUCCAUGGCAUAGGUCCUGUAUGUGACUUGAGGUUUAGAAGCAUUGUUGAGUGUGUUGAUGAUUUUAGGACUGUUUCUCUGAAGCUGUUGCAGACUCACUUUAAGAAGUAUUUGGAGGAAGGCCAAGUGAGCAGGGUGGAAUUCCUUCCAGUUCACUGGCACAGUUCUCUGCAUGGGGAUGCAACAGGUGUAGACAGGAACAUAAAGAAAAUCACUUUGCCGAGCAUUGGUCGCCUGAGGCACUUCACCAACGAGACGCUGCUCGACAUCCUGUUCUACAACAGCCCCACCUACUGCCAGACCAUCGUGGAUAAAGUGGGCAUGGAAAUGAACCGCCUGUACGCGCUCUUCAUGAGCCGCAACCCCGACUUCAAAGGGGGCGUCUCUGUGGCUGGGCACAGCUUAGGUUCCUUAAUUCUGUUUGACAUACUGUCUAACCAGAAGGACUUGGCUUCAUCAGUAAAUUCUGGACCAUUCUCUGGUGUUAAUGGGAGUGUGAAGGAUGUGGCUGUUCAUGAUAAACAGAUGACUGAAGAUACCAGUUCCUUGGGCUCCUCCAUUGCUACUUCUGCUGAUGAGCUUUGUGAGGCUGAAGCAGAGGAAGAUGUUCCCACCCUGCAGAAGAGCCUGGAGAUGCUCAGUUUGUCAGAGUACGUGAGCACCUUCGAGAAGGAGCGCAUCGACAUGGAGUCCCUGCUCAUGUGUACAAUUGAUGACCUGAAGGAGAUGGGGAUACCUCUUGGACCAAGAAAGAAAAUAGCUAAUUUUGUAAAAGACAGAGCAGCCAAGCAGGAGCAGAAGAAAGCAGUAGCAGAAAAGAAAGCAGUGCUGGCUGCCACACUCCAGACUCAAGAAGACGCCCAGAAAUCAAAAGAGGCAAUUUCUCCUGUCUCAUCUUCAGAGUCUGGGCACUCAAAGAGGAAGCUCCCAGUUGGUGCAUCUGUGUCUUCUGUGAACAUUGACUAUGAGUAUUUUGAAAUUGGAACUGGCCAGGUUUCUGUGGUUUACAGCGCACUGGACUUUGAACCAGAUAUUUUCUUUGCCCUUGGUUCCCCUAUUGGUGUGUUCCUUACUGUGAGGGGUGUGGAGAAGAUUGAUGAAAACUACAGACUCCCUACCUGCAAGGGCUUCUUCAAUAUCUAUCACCCACUUGAUCCAGUAGCUUACAGGUUAGAACCAAUGAUCAUUGAAGACCUGGAUUUAAAACCAGUUCUCAUUCCACAUCAUAAAGGCAGAAAAAGACUUCAUCUGGAGCUGAAAGACUCUCUGUCUCGUAUGGGAUCUGACCUGAAGCAGGGCUUCAUCAGCUCUCUGAAGAGUGCAUGGCAGACCCUCAAUGAGUUUGCACGUGCUCAUACAUCUUCAACCCAGCUGCAAGCAGAGCUGGAGAAAGUAGCUAACCAAAUUCAAGAGGAGGAAGAAAAGCAAGUGGUGGAAGCUGAGAAGAUCACUGAAAGUGCAGAGCCUCCAAAGGAUGAGGAUGUUUCAGUGAAGGUUGGGAUGCUGAACGGAGGGCGUCGCAUUGAUUACGUUCUGCAGGAGAAGCCAAUAGAGAGCUUCAACGAGUACCUGUUUGCUUUGCAGAGCCACCUGUGCUACUGGGGAUCUGAAGACACUGCCUUGCUGUUUCUGAAAGAGAUAUACAGGACCAUGGAUAUCAAUCCUGAGCAGCCACAGCAUUGAUGUAUAAAAACAUGAAUUUCCAUACCCAUUCCUCCUGCAGACCUGGUGAAAGCCCCUCUGAAGAACAUCUGGUAUUUUCAGAGUUGCAUAUGAGAGGAUAAACAUCAAAGGUUUUUUUCCUGCCAUUCCAGAACUUGGAUUCUACCUUCUUGUGUCACUUCAAGCAAACUUAAGUUAUGAGAUGAUCAGGACUGUCAUUCAGGAGAUGGAUGGAAUGACAGUUUUGAUCUUAAAUCAGCUCAGUUGUUGUACCAUUGCCAAAUGUAAGGUGAUUGAAGAAGGUUUUUUUGGCGUGCAAAUCAAAACUUGUGUCCUUCAGCUCUCCUGUCCCAGCUGGCUGCCAGACAUGCUUUGCCUACCAAGGCAGCAUGUCCUCAGUGAAAAGGACUUGAUGAGAAACAGCAAUAAUCUACUGGUCUUGACACAUUUGUUCAUGUCCCUUUAAGAAAUGAAAUGUGAACUGAAGUUAUAACCAUCUUUAAUACAAAUUCCACAAACCAGUUCAUAUUUACUAAAAACUAGCAACCAGAAUAAUUUUCUUACUAUUGUAAGUGUGAUGGAGAUUAUUUUAUAAAGACCUUUUUAAGCCUCUGUUAAGAGUUUUAUUGUGGCUUUUUUUAAAGUAAAAAUGAACUUUUGACUUUGAAAAUAUUAGAAGUUUGUUACAGCUAGUUCAGUGUUCACAUAUCCUGAAAUGAGGAACGAUUUAAAAUGACAUUUUGAUCUGGUAAUUAUAGAAUCACAGACUGUUCUAAGUUAAUUAAGGCAAUUUUAGUGAAACUAGGCUGCAGUUAUGAGAGCUAAAACACUUACCUUGACCUUGCAGUUUAACAUCUCAGAACUGUUACUGUAAAUAGGAACUGAAGCUUAUGGGUGCUAGAUAAUAAUCUAGAUCCAGCCCUGCAAUCCAGACUCCAUUUUCAUGUAAUGAGGUUGAGGUGAGUUAGGUGUUGUGAUUUGGAAUUAAUGUCUCUGACUACUGAGCUUCUGUAGCUUCAAUUUACACACACAUUGUGGCUUUCCUUAAUAUUAGUGGCUUAACCUUAUUCCUGACUAUUUGCCUCUGUUAUUGCAGUAAACAAAGUUUGAAAUGCAGUAUGGUUUUUUUUUCCUUGAUAUAUGUAAAAUACACAUUAUUGUGUAUACAAAUUGAUGGCUGUAAUUAAAAUUACCUUACUUCCA